GGUCUAUUCAGCGCCGAGCGUCGAUGUGCCUAUCGCUCUAGAUUCGACAACAAGGAGGAACAGAUUAUAUUCUGUUAUUUUAUAACUGUCAUCCAUCUACUGUAUCACCCCUCCAUCCUCACCCUCAUCCUUCAUGGCUCCAUCGGUCGUCCUUCUCCUCCUCGGCCUGCUGAGCUCAGUCGGUUCUCUGCCUCCUCCGCGGACCUCCUUCCUCCUCAACUCUGCAGGCAGACCUCUGGUCCACUUCAGCCUCCCCGACGUCCACAACACCACCACACUGUUGCUAAGUGACGACGGCUCCACCCUGUACGUAGGGGCGCGAGACGCCGUCCUCUCAUUGGACGUCAGUCAGAGUGAUGCCAUCGUCCUGAAGAGGAAGGUAUCGUGGAGUCCAUCUGAGACUGAGAUACAAGACUGUCAAGUUAAAGGGAAGAACCCAACGGUCGACUGUCCAAACUUCGUCCAUGUGUUGCAGCCGAUAAACUCCACCCAUCUCUACGCCUGUGGCAGCUACGCCUACAGCCCCCAUGAUGCCUACAUCGACACUGAGAGCUUCUCCAUGGUCCAACAUGGCAGUGCUAAAGGUCGCUGUCCGUUCAGCCCCUUCCAGAGGAACACCGCCAUCUCCAUCGACGGCGAGCUGUUCACCGCCACGACGACCGACUUCAGAGGAGUCAAACCACAGAUUUCUCGACACUUCAGCAAACACAAACGUCCCGAUGUCAGCCAGGACUUGUCCGUCAGUUUACUGGAGGAGCCAACGUUUGUGAGCUCAUCAUCGGACCCGGCAGAGAGGAAACUCUACUUCUUCUUUAGUGAAGUUGGGAAAGAGUUCAGCUUCGUGGACGAGCUGCAAAUCGCCCGGGUUGCCCAAGUCUGCAAGGAUGACGUCGGUGGACAGAGGAUUCUGCAGAAGAAGUGGACGUCCUUUGCCAAAGCCACCCUGCUCUGUCAGUCUCCGAAACAGCUUCCCUUCAAUGUUCUCCAGGAUGUGUUCAUCCUCCAGCCACCAGAGGGCAGCGACGCCUCAGAAACCCUGUUCUACGGCGUCUUCACCUCUCAGUGGUCCUCAGGUCCAGAGUCUGCAGUUUGUGUCUUUAAGCUGCAGGACAUCAGGAAAGCGUUCACUGAGAGCUACAGGACCUUCGACAUGCAGACCCACCAGUUGAGUCUGCUGCUGGGAAAACACUCCUACCUGGGAAAGUGUGGACUGGACAAUGCUUCAGAUUCUGAAUUAACAGAGGUGAAGAGGAGUUUCCUGACCAGCAGUGGUGUAAAACCAGUCACAGACGGUCCGUUUGUUGUUUCUUCAGGGCAACAAUACAGUCGAGUGGCUGCGAUGAGGACGGAGGCGGCCAAUGGCAAACAGUAUACCGUCCUUUUCCUUCUUACAGAGUCUGGAUUCCUGCACAAAGUGGUUUUGUUCGAUCAGGGUGCUCGAGUCAUUGAGGAGAUUCAGGUCUUCACACAACCUCAGCUGGUCAAAAACAUCGUACUCUCCUCCACCAAGGGAGUACUUUAUGUGGGGACCUCUGAGGGUGUGACCGCUGUACCCGUGGCCAGCUGCUCGAGCUACAGAACCUGCGGCCAGUGUGUUCUGGCCAGAGAUCCUCUCUGUGGAUGGAGUCCGACCAGGAGGGUCUGCACCGGUCUGGACAGCAGUCCCGAUACCAUGGUUCAAGACCUGGAGAACGGCAAUGUGGAAGAGGCAUGUCCGCCAGAAACUAGGACCAGACUGAACACAGAAGUCAGUGUUCAUUUGAACGAGGCAGUGAAGCUUCAGUGUCUGAAACCUUCCAACCUGGCCACUCUGACCUGGACCUCCCCUAAAUACAAAAACCUGUCUGAGAAACUCUUCUUCCAAUCAUGUGACAGCAGCCUCAGCUUUUUCGCCACCGCCGCCACCUUCGGGACCUACCGCUGCGAGGCAGAGGAAGACGGGUACAAGGAAGUAGUCAUGAGCUAUACUGUCCAACAGGUGGCUUCUCCACGCUCCAUGAGCCCCAAGCCAAAUGUCGACGAGUCUUACAAGGACAUUGCGACGGAGGAGCCACUGACUCCUAUGAUUCAGCCUGCAGAAGACCCAGGGGACCACCUGAUAGAGGACAAAGGUGAUAAAUUCACAACCAGUUUUAAAGACGAGACCAUCUCCAAAAAUGAAGAUUCUGAGUUGAAGGACAACUUUCAAGACAACGGUUUGAACUUGACUGUGACCUCCAGAAAAGAGACCCAGUCCUGGAAGGAGCGGGUCGAUGUCACUUGUAAAGAGAAGAGUUACUACAGUGAGCUGGUUGUUGUUUCCCUCCUGCUGGCGAUCUGCAUCUGCAUCCUGGCACUCGGAGGGGUCUACCUGUCGCGCCAGAGUAAAACUCAAGUCAAAAUUAAUCCUCUGGUCAGUCCGGACGCUGGUCCUGAACUCAAGGUGGUGGACUGACAGUGUUUCAGUUAAAGAGGCCUUAACUCAGAUUUUGAUGGUUUAGCUCAAACAUUUGCCUCGAGGAGCUUGUCUCGUGGUCCCACAUCGAAACGCACAUAAUCCGCUCGUUAACCGUCUUACCUAAAGUCCGAUGUUUCAGAGGGAAAUCAGUUUCAUGGCAGAGGUAGCCCCAGUUUUUGUCUCUCAUCUAUAGCAUUACAUUCAAAGUUACAGUGGUGACCCUCUGCCUCUCAGAAAUAUAAGUACUUGCCGAUCUUAUGAGAUUUUUAGAGAUUUUAAGAUUUUUAACCAGUUAACCAAGGUGCGACUCUGUUCCAGGUAACUGGUCACCUCCCUUCCAGUGGUUUAGGAAACUAGCCAACUAGCAGGGGGAGUAUUUUUUCACUCAGAUAGUCAGAAGAGUCUUUGGGGAAACUGGAAAUACCUUCAAAACACCAGUAAGUGUUGUUAAACCACUUUAAAGGUGGGUUAAAGGUUAACAGGGUAAUUGUUUCUCUGAAAAAAUGAUUGUUACAACUUUGACUCGAAGGUAAUGUUAAUAAAUGAGAGGCACAGAAUUGGGCCAUAACAAAGACAGGUUGUGUUUAGCCUAGCUUAGUACAAAGACUGGAAACGGGGAAAACUGCUAGCCUAGCUCCAUCGAUAGUGCAGAAAAAAUACACCUGCCAACAACUCUGAAGUACUCGAUAGCACUUCAUUUUAUGCUAACCGACAGUAUGGUAACCAUCUGUAUAGAGUUAGCUCAGACUCAGCGUUUUAAAAUUCUGUCUUUACUGAGACUUCAGGCAUCCUGACGUCCUUGGAGUUUAAGAUGCUGACCAUGUCUUCGCAGUGUCCCUGGUUCAAGUUCCAUCAGGAACCUCUGUUGCAUUUCAUCCACAUAUUUCCCCCCUGGAUAUUGUCCUCUGUCUAAAAAAUGGAAACAAUCCCCCCAGAAGUACUUAAAAGCAGAUACUUCAAACCUGCUGGAAAUGACUUCAUAUUCAGCAGAUUAUUUUUUCGUUUUUUCAACUUGUGGUGGAGCUAGGCUAACAGUUUCCCCCAACUUCCAGUCUUUGUGCUAAGCUAGGCCUGAACUCGAUAUUAAAUCAAUUUGGUGAAAAGCUAACAACAGAAAACUAGAACUAGAUUUAUAUUUCUUAGAGUUUCGCUUUUGGCAGUGAAAGAAGUGGAGACCUUUUGAUGAAGCUGUCUGCUACUAGGUUUAAAUUCACUGGAGUUUCUGGGUCCUUUUAGUUCCUUACAUUUCUUCAGUUUCUUGUUCCCUAAACUUGCAUUAGGAGGUUCUUUGGCUUUACAGUAUUACUUCACUGCCAAAGAUCAUUUCACUUCUGUGGUGAGAGAGACCGAAUUAAAACUUCACUGUCUCUUUCCUGAACCAAAACUGGAUCAUUAACUGGUCAAUGCAGACAACUGCUCCGGGGCCCAAGACCCCCACAGGCCCCAAGGCCCCAGGUUCACUUUUUACGACUGGUCGGAGCCACUAAAGGAACCACUAAAGGGCAACAUCAGCUAAGAUUGGCUCUUAAUCGCUUGUUCCUGUCGCCUGGUCCUGUAGGGGGGCAGUGUGUCAAAGUUUUAAUUAUUCUUUAGUUUCGAGACCUUUAUUAUUUUAGUGUGUAUCGUGCUCAUGUGCAUGUAUUUCUAAAUACAGCUGUGUUUUGUGGAAAGUAAUUACCAAACAGAAAAACCUCCUUUGAAGUAUUAUUAUCCAAGCUUAAGAAUGUAAGGCUGCAGCUAACGAUUGUUUUCAUUAUGUAUUUAUUGGUCUGACCAUUAUUUCCUCAUUAAUUUAUAAUUAAUUAACCAUUAGGGUAAAAUAUUUUAUACAAUAGUUAAAAAAAAA
Molecule: messenger RNA, 4283 nt
Organism: Xiphias gladius (swordfish)
Lineage: Eukaryota; Metazoa; Chordata; Actinopteri; Istiophoriformes; Xiphiidae
Gene: sema4aa
Product: semaphorin-4A
Exons: 14
Coding region: 134-2434 (766 amino acids)
Biological process (GO): negative regulation of axon extension involved in axon guidance; neural crest cell migration; negative chemotaxis
Molecular function (GO): chemorepellent activity; semaphorin receptor binding
Source: RefSeq, a predicted model, not a curated record